UUUCCUCCUUGCCUCUCCUCCUUUUCCUCUCAGCCCCUCUCCUCCUUUCCCUCUCAGCCCCUCUCCUCCUUUCCCUCUCAACCCCUCUCCUCCUUUCCUCUCAACCCCUCUCCUCCUUUCCUUUCAGCCCCUCUCCUCACCUUGCUCAUCACACACCCGGCUCACUCACACACCCUGCUCACUCACACACCCUGCUCACUCACACACCCUGCUCACUCACACACCCUGCUCUCGUGAACCUUCGCACAACCCUUUUCAAGUUCAGUAUUUUCUAG
Closterium sp. Naga37s-1 is the source of this 275-nucleotide messenger RNA. The record is from the annotation of a GenBank genome assembly. NCBI's taxonomy places the organism in Eukaryota, Viridiplantae, Streptophyta, Zygnematophyceae, Desmidiales, Closteriaceae.